Messenger RNA from Alternaria rosae, 1027 nucleotides. RefSeq lists its product as uncharacterized. NCBI's taxonomy places the organism in Eukaryota, Fungi, Ascomycota, Dothideomycetes, Pleosporales, Pleosporaceae. Bases 1 to 861 code for a protein of 286 amino acids. The record is from RefSeq and is a predicted model, not a curated record. The transcript has 2 exons.
AUGUGGACAUCUGACAGCCCAACCUUGCUGCUCCUUACAAUAUCAGGACUCCUCACCACAGCGGUUGUCAAUGCGCAAAACUCCUCCUGCCGAGGCUAUUUCGAGGAAUUCACGGCCGUGAACUCGACCGGCCAGCACGAAUUUACUUGGAACUCUUCCUACGCAGGCGACGACCCGUGGUAUGUCUCUGUCCUCGUCGGAUCUCGCUAUGACGACGUCAGAGGACAUGUCUACAUCUCCGUACCUGGAAACGUGCCCAACGACACCGAACUCUGCAGCUACCAAUACACCAACCUCAAUGCGACGUUAGAAGCCGGAGGGGAGAACAGCUGUAGCGGCGUGAUCAGCUCGGACUGCAUGGACCACCUAGAUAAGGCACUAAGUGAUACCUCCGCGGGUUACUGUCCUGGCAUCUACACUUCGUCCGUAUCAGAAGAGUUCAGGAAAGCGUGUCCAAUGUUGAGUGGCGGCUCACACAACACGGUCCGUCAAGACGUGACCAACAGCACGUGCGCCUACACCAACAUGCCCGAGGAGGUGCAGAUUCCAGACAACUACAACACGUUCGGGACAAACGCAGGCGUCAGCGUGUCCGAUAAUACCGAUCCCGAUGCAAAUGAGCAGUAUGAUCUCUUGACGCGCCAGACGAUUCCACUCGUCCUACUGGGACGAUUUGCUGACCCAGAAUCAAAUCUGGUGCAAACCGGCCUCAAAUUCGUAUGCAUGACUGCGAACAACACAGUGGAGGGAAGCCGUGUAUCAGAGGAAGAGACGCCGUGGGAGAGUGCCGGGGCUGAUAUUAGUGCGAGGAUGGUGGGAUGGGCGGCUGGUAUUGCGACGGCGGUAAUGCUCAUGUUGUAAGACUGCAGUUUAUGGUGGUGGUCUUCGGAGGAUGAAAUCGAUAAAGCUGGAGCAGAGAGACCACCUGCAUAAAUUCAAUGAUACAUGUAUUGACUAUUGGUAACGGAAGUAUGAGUAAACUUAUUGUUGGGGGUUGAGUCUGGGGACGGAUGGCACGCAGCUGGUG